UGUAUCUUGGAAGCCCUGGGUUAGGAGAGGGGGAGGAGGAGCGGAGAAUGAGCUAUUCUUGUACCAGCAGAGGCAAGAGCCAGGACCCACCAAGCGCUAAGAAGCCUGCCGCGAAUAAUCCGGGCAGAGACACCGGAGGCGCAGACAGCAGCAGUGACGGCAGCCCGAAGCAGACGGCGGCGAUGAAAGUGAAGAAAGGCUGCAACUCGACCGACGUGGGAGUCCCGGUGACCACGGAGGAGGACCUGCUGGCCAACGCGGUGAUCACUCCGGAGGAUGUUCUGGGCUUGCAGAAGAUCACAGAGAGUUAUCUGUGCAGCCCGGACGAGAACAUUUACAACAUUGACUUCACCAGGUUCAAGAUCAGAGACAUGGAGACGGGCACAGUGCUGUUUGAAAUCACCAAACCUCCAUCCACAGACAAAGCAGGGGAGAAGAGGGACAUAGACCCAAACGCCGGCCGAUUCGUCCGUUACCAGUUCACCCCCGCUUUUCUCCGACUGCGGCAAGUUGGAGCCACCGUCGAGUUCACGGUCGGAGACAUGCCGAUAGAAAACUUCAGGAUGAUCGAGAGACAUUAUUUCAGAGAGAAGCUGCUGAAGAGUUUUGACUUUGAGUUCGGCUUCUGCAUGCCCAGCAGCAAGAACACGUGUGAACACAUCUACGAAUUCCCGCCCCUGUCUGAGGACAGCAUCAGAGAGAUGAUCCUGCACCCGUAUGAGACGCAGUCCGACAGCUUCUACUUUGUGGACAAUAAGCUGGUGAUGCACAACAAGGCGGACUACUCGUACAACGGCGGGACGUAGAGGGGACACACGAGCACGAGAGGCAGGUGGAUGCACGGACUGACCUGGGGGAUGAUCAGAGCACACUGGAGGGGUUCACAUCCUGUCAAUCCAGCAGUCUCUCCUUCUUUCUCUCCUUCUCUAUCUCUUUCUCCCGUCGAGAGAACGCCACCCAGAAAAAUGCCCGUGCAGAAGCGUUGGUUGCAGUACGUGUGUGUGUCUGUGUGUGUAAGUUUGUCAAAGCCUGAAAAAAAGCCACACACGGUACACACAAACACACACACUGACAGGCAGUUCACCGCCUGGUGUGGCGUCGCUGUAACAAAGUGUGUUUGUAACAUGAUAAACCAGCAAGUAAGCAACUUUUUAGGAAAUAUAAGAUGGUUUUUGCUCUCAAGCCAUGUCAUGAAGUGAAAAAAGACAAAAAAAAAAAAAUCUUCGUAUCUUCAAAUACUGAUAGAAAUAUUUUUUUUCAUUCCGGUACAUGUUAGGUUUUAGCAACAAAUCUUGCAUCUAAAAACGUGUGUUUUUAGGACUUAAACAGCUCUGAGGAAAUAAUUUCUCAGACUCAGUGAGAGUGUGUGUGUGUGUUUCUGUACUUUGUAUGAUUGUCUUUUUGUGUCUGCGUGUCUGUAAGCACGUCAGUUCGAAGCAUGAUUACUGCUCUGGUAAUUUAAAUGUCAGUAGUGUGGUUUUCUGGUUUGCGAAGGUCAAGUAGAUUUCCAAAAACUAUUAGCACAUUUUCAACACAGUAGGCUCGGGCUGGGUAUCAUUCAGAAAUUUAUGAUGCUGGUACAGAGACCCUGACUUCCAUACUGAUUCCUAAAUUACUUGUUUUGAUACAAAUUUUAUAAAAUCCAUAUUAACAAAAAAAAUUACAUUAUGGUACAAUUACUCACUUUGAAGGAGGAAGUGGCUCAAAGACCUGGGAGCAACUGGAGAAAGGUUUUUUCUUUUUUCUCCAUGCACUUUACUCUGGAUAACUGAACUAAUAUGAGAUAUAAGACACUGAUGGUGUAUCUGCACAGUAUUGGGCUAUAAACAAAUAUGAGUAACUGUCAAAAGGAACAUUAAGAAAGGCAGAAAACUGCAACUGUAACGUCCACUCCGCCUAAUCUAAUGUGGCGUUUAUGGUACUGGGAAAUACUGCAGAGACCUGACUCUUUGACGAGCCAAAUGCAGAUUAGCUGCACUGGCUAACAAGCAGCACAAAGUUUACUGUGCAGAUAAACAAUUGGAGAAAGAACAGAGUCCCGUUUUUGGGCCUAACAGUGUUUUUCCUGCAUGCCUCUUCCAUGUGUAACGUUAGGCAGCCAAUCACCAGCAUUCUUAGAUCUUGGUAAAAGCAUGUUGCAUGCUCAUUGCCUCACUGACACUGAUGAGAUUGGCUCCUUAGGUAUUGAAAUUCGGUACAGAAUAAUGUCAUUUUUUGAUACUCGAUAGGAUCAAAGCAAUUCAAUGGGUGUCAUAAAAGUAUAGAAAUUCAAUACCCAGCCCUACAGUAGGCAGCAGUAGUCAUUUUUAAUUUAUGAGACCUUUUUCCUGUUUCCUUAUUCCUUUGUUCUUUAUUUAUUUCUUGAGUACUGUGACCUGUAUUGACCGUAGGAUGUAUGUGUUUAUUGUCUUUGCUCAGAGCACAUCUCUACAGAGCCAACAGUUAGGAAACUCGUAAAGGUGAGCCGAUCUGAUAUGACCAUAAACGUACUUUGUCAUCUGUGCACCGACUGUACUUUUCCAGCCUCACGUUACUUUGUUUAGGUGAUAAAGACGUUGUUAGAAACUCAUUUAAACUGUACCUGCUGUAUGUGUCCAAGUUACGGUUUUGCGGUUUGGAAACUCUUCAUAAGAGAAGAAAGGGAAAACUUGGAUUUGUAAAUGUUGAUGUUUUUCAGUCAGAACUGUGUUGCAAAAAAAGGCAGAUUUGGGAAUGUAGCAGAAGUCGCUUAAAGUACAAAUCACCCUUAAAUCUCGUAUAUUUUCUGUUUGUGUGUGAUCUGAUGUUUCCGUUUCUGUGGCCGUCUGAUUUCUGCCUCAUACAUUUCUGUCUCAUUGUUUUCACUCCGACACAUUCCUGUGAGUUAGGACCUGAGCACGUUGAUCUCUUGUUAUUUCCACAGAUCACACAGAGAAUCUGUAACCGCCUCUAAACUGUAAUAUGCACACGUAGCUCUCUCGGUAUCUGUGCUGAGACACAACCGGACUCAAACAGUAUACAAAUGGCUCUUUUUUCAGCAAAUCUGCACAUACUGUCUGAUAUGAUGCACUUGAAAGUCAGUUUAGUCUCUGCUUUUAAUUACUUUAGUGAUUCUACUUCAAAGGCGGUAAGUUCCACCCAAACACUGCAGUUUAAAUGUGCAAAUACUAGUUGAGCCAGGUCUGUGAAGAACUGCAGGCAGUUGAAAGGAAAUCACUUGAAUGCACAAAAGAGUGGAAAUUGAUUUAGACUAUCAUCGGCUCGAAGCGAUUAAAAUCUGUGUGACUCUGGUUUUUAUGGGCCUGCACAAGUUGCUGAUUGUGAGUUACAUGGAAUUGAAAGUGAUAGUCAAAAGAGCAAAUGGGCUAAAAGCAGGAGGAGACUCAGAUUGGACUCUCUCAAUCAGAGAUAAAACAGAUUGACUUGAAUGUUAUGUCUUAAAGGUAACACAGGUAUGUAGAAAAGAUUUAUUGAUGACCGAUUGUGACUCGUGUAUAAAUUAUUUUGAACUGAUGAAGUUUUUGACAAUUCAAAUGUUGGUGUGACUGAACAAAAGUAAAAUAAAG
Messenger RNA from Chelmon rostratus (copperband butterflyfish), 3545 nucleotides. It is a transcript of the gene unc119a2, whose product is annotated as unc-119 homolog b (C. elegans). NCBI's taxonomy places the organism in Eukaryota, Metazoa, Chordata, Actinopteri, Chaetodontiformes, Chaetodontidae. Gene Ontology annotation, biological process: nervous system development; negative regulation of clathrin-dependent endocytosis; mitotic cytokinesis. The record is from RefSeq and is a predicted model, not a curated record. Bases 48 to 806 code for a protein of 252 amino acids. Gene Ontology annotation, cellular component: spindle midzone; centrosome; spindle pole. Gene Ontology annotation, molecular function: lipid binding. The transcript has 5 exons.